AUGACGCCUGGGCCGGACCCGCUGGUCUGCGGCCAGGCGCUGCUCACCUCGCUCGUCUACGUCGGCUUUCGGCUGGUCGAACACACGACUGUCGGGCACCAACAGGGUCACUACUACCGCCACAUGACCCGCUCUGGCCACAUGGCGGCGCUGCUGGGCACCAGACGCUGCAUUGACUCGCGAGUCAAGCUGGAAUGCGAGCGGGAACACCAGGAGCAGUUACUGCUGAGCGUCAUCCCGGCCUACAUCGCGGCCGAGGUCAAGCGAGCCAUCAUGCUGAAAAUGGCCGAUGUGCGCGUCGAGAAGUCGGCCAAGAAGCAGUUCCACGACCUGCACGUGCAGCGGCACAACAACGUCAGCAUUUUGUACGCGGACAUCGUGAACUUCACACCACUUUCGGAACAGCUCAGCGCCAGUGAUCUGGUGCUGACCCUCAACGAGAUGUUCGGCAGGUUCGACCAGAUCGCCCAGGAGAACCAGUGCAUGCGGAUCAAGAUCCUGGGCGACUGCUACUAUUGCGUGUCGGGCUUACCGGUGUCACGACCCUGCCAUGCCAAGAACUGCGUCAGCAUGGGACUGCAGAUGAUCGACGCCAUACGCACUGUGCGGGAAGCGACCGGCUUCAACGUGGACAUGCGCAUCGGCGUCCACUCAGGAAACGUCCUGUGCGGCGUGCUCGGCCUGCGCAAGUGGCAGUACGAUGUCUGGAGCGAUGACGUCACACUCGCCAACCACAUGGAGUCGGGCGGCGUGCCGGGGCGCGUGCAUAUCACCUUGGCAACGUUGAACCAACUGGACGGCGCCUACGAGGUGGAACCGGGCGAUGGCCAUCUUCGCGACUGGUACAUCGCUGAGACGCACGUCCGCACGUACCUGAUCGUCCCACCUCAGAAGCCGACCCAGCCGAGCGCCGCGUGCCACAAGAUGGCCGCCGUAAGGAAACGGAAGUACGUGGAGUGCUGGGGUGCGGACAAACCGUUCGCCAACAUUAACGAGACGGCACUAGCCGCCAACAUCGGCCUCGCGAGCAUGUCGUCGGUGGAGGCGAACCUGUUCCCCCUGGGCAUGUCAACCAUCGAUUGCAGGCAGUGCUGGAGCUCGGAGGAGCUGAACCCGGUGGCGCUCUGGUUCAAAGACGGUCACCGAGAGCUGGAGUACCACCAGCAGAGUGACCCUUUGUUCAAGCACCACGUAACGUGCGCCUUGCUUCUGUUCACGGCCACCUGUUGCAUUCAACUGGACGAGUGUGCCAGGUCUCUGCUGGCUUACUGCACCUUCUCUGUCACGUUCGCGGUCCUGGCGCUGGCGCGGCUAGUACUCAGCCUACAACCUGAUCGAGCCGGCGUGACCGCCACGCCAUCUGUCCGUGGCAAACCGAUACUAAGUGUCGGCCUACAGACGGCGCUGGUCGUCGCCGCCUCACUCCUGGCCGCCGCGUCAGCCGUUGUUACCAUGAUGGAUGACAUAGAUCCAAGCGUGUUGCCGGUGUCGCUGGCGACCAUCAACGCCAGCAACACGGUACUGCUGCCGCCUGUUGACAUUUUACGCCGGGGAGAGUGCUCACUGCUCGCCACCCUGCUCUCCCUGUUCAUCACGCUGGUCUUCCUGCGCGCUAACUUCCUACUGAAGCUGGCGCUGAUGCUGCUCAGCUGCAUGGCGCACCUGCUGGUGCUGUGCCAGACGACUGCCGGAGGAGGUUGGCCGUUCCAUCUGCUGCAGCUGGUGGCCGCCUGCAGCCUACUGCACGCGCUGGACCGGCAGGCCGAGCGGAACGCCCGCGCAGACUUCCUCUGGCGCAGCAAGCAGCGCUGCGAGCAGGAGGAUGUGGAAACCAUGCGCGGCAUCAACAAGGUGCUGCUGGAGAACAUUCUGCCGCACCACGUCGCUUCCCACUUCCUCAGCAGCAAGGGAAUGGAGGGCCUGUAUCACGAGCGGUACAGCUCUGUGGCCGUCAUGUUCGCAUCCAUACCCAACUACCGCGAGUUCUACGAUGAAACGGACGUUAAUAAACAGGGACUGGAGUGCCUGCGCUUGCUCAACGAGAUCAUCUGUGACUUUGACAAGCUCCUGCUCAAGCCGAAAUACAGCACUGUGGAGAAAAUUAAAACAAUCGGCAGCACGUACAUGGCGUCGUCCGGCCUGCAGCCUGGCAAGGAGGAGGAUAAAGCGCGCCAGGAGCACAACGUCAUCACGCUGGUGGAGUUCGCCACGUCACUGAUGGGCGCCCUGGACGUUAUCAACCGCGAGAGUUUCCAGAACUUCAAACUCAGGACCGGCAUUGAUCAGGGCGCCGUGAUAGCCGGCGUGGUGGGCGCCACCAAACCCCAGUACGACAUCUGGGGCGACACCGUCAACGUAGCCAGCCGCAUGGACAGCUGCGGAGUCACUGGGCGGAUACAGGUCACGGCACGGACUGCUCAGAUCCUGCUGGAGGCGGGCUACAAGCUCGACUGCAGGGGGCCCAUCCAGGUGAAAGGAAAAGGCUCUCUGGUCACCUACCUGGUUCGCACCUUUUACGACCCAAGCUUCCCGCCGCUGCCACCGGCGGAGCCACCGGCUGCACUACCAACAGCUGUGCCGGACCUGACAGUGGUGACUUCGGAGAGGACACUGGAAGCCCCGAAGCCAGCAAACGGGUCUCCAAACCUGACACCAUUAAGUCCAGAUGUGACCGGGAGGACCCCAGACCUGAGGAAGUGGAGUCCAGAUCUGACGGUGCCGAGUCCAGAUCUGACGGCGCAGGGUCCAGAUCUGACGGCGCAAGGUUCAGAUCUGACGGCGCAAGGUCCAGACCUGACGACGCAUGGUCCAGAUCUGACGACGCAGGGUCCAGAUCUGAUGGUGCCGAGUCCAGAUCUCACGGCGCAGGGUCCAGAUCUGACGGCGCAAGGUCCAGACCUGACGACGCAGGGUCCAGAUCUGACGACUGGCACUCCGUGCUCGGAAGCAAGGUCUCCACUCCGCUCGAUGGUGUCGGUGGCCUCAAACUCACCGACAAUAGAGAAGCCCAGCACCCUAUCGUCGCCGAAGCCGGCUCCACCGCCAUCGGCUACGGUACUGAUGACAGCAACGCUGGCGAUGAACGGCGCCGUGCGCUGCCAAAUAGUGCCGAGCUCGGCCGCGGGGCAGCAACCCCGUCGCGGCUCGCGGCCGGUCAGCUGACAGCAGGAGAGACGUGAGACGCUUGUCUGAGUCGCGCGCGCCCGUGGGGGCCGCCAUACCGCUGCGGCUGGAGUUCGCCCAGGCAUCUGGGCCACCAGAGCAGCCAAGGCGUGGCUUCUUCAAACGAGCGCAAAAGCACUUCGGGAUUUUUGUACUGCUAAAAAAUGGAGAAAGUGGGGUAGGAAAAUAGAUUGGUAGUGUGGAUGUCCUGUACCUUUCUGUCAGUCGGUCAAUGCUGAAAUCCACUUACAUAUGAUUGCAUUAUUAUAAGCGGCAAAGAAAUCUACUUUAUGUAGUGUGAUUAUAUAUAUAGUGUGAUUUCGUGGCACAAUUUUGGAUUUAUUUACGACUGCAGACCAACAUUCUACGGUCUGGUCUGCGGUCGUUGUUCUGUACCUGCGACAUGCGCCGUGAAAAACCUUAUUGCGCUCCAUAACAUUUUUUGCAUGAAAGACAUUAAUGUAACAAUGCUGCCGAUUAUCAAUGAGAUCGUCAUUUUGGUGUCUGGAAAUGGGCAACAAAUUUUGUGUGGACAGUUAUGUAGAAUUCCGUGAAAGGAUAUGCAAAGAAGACCGCUUCAUAUAUCCGUGAUUCAGUUGGUAGUUGUGAUUGGGGCACAAUUCAUGACUUCAGCCCAUAUCGCAGGUUCUCCGCCAACGUCGUGACGAGUUUUCAUGCUUUCCACAUGAUGCUGUUGGACCGUGAUUGUGUAGCUCUACCGUAAUGAGUGUCCAAUUAUUGGAUGUCCAAAACUGAUGCUCGAUGUUCCAUGCUGUCAGAUCGAAAAAUCCUCUUCGUUGUGUAGGAUGCCUCCGAUAAAGGUGCCCUAUUAAGUGUCAAUCCUGGAUGUGGGGAUCAGUGUACGGUCGAAUCCCUCCCACUUGGAAUCCAGGGCAUCGGAGCUUUGUGAACGAUGAGCAGUUCACAGCGAAAUCAUCGAAUGUCAAUGUGUUCAAAUACAGACUGGCGUCGCUCC
Pollicipes pollicipes is the source of this 4138-nucleotide messenger RNA. Its product is annotated as adenylate cyclase type 2. Gene Ontology annotation, molecular function: adenylate cyclase activity. Gene Ontology annotation, biological process: cAMP biosynthetic process; adenylate cyclase-activating G protein-coupled receptor signaling pathway; intracellular signal transduction. NCBI's taxonomy places the organism in Eukaryota, Metazoa, Arthropoda, Thecostraca, Pollicipedomorpha, Pollicipedidae. Gene Ontology annotation, cellular component: plasma membrane. The coding region runs from base 1 to 3162 and encodes 1053 amino acids. The record is from RefSeq and is a predicted model, not a curated record. The transcript is spliced from 18 exons.